UAGCAGUUUGAAACACCAGCCUGUGAGUUGUCUGUGGUUUGAUUUGGCAAAAGAUCCUGAACUGAUAUUGAGCACAAUGUCAUAAUAGGGAGAAGGGUUUUGACAGAACCAAGAUCAAGUCAAGAUGGAGACUUUAACACCAGCAUUUAUUUCACACGGUCGUAGGUCCAUUAGCACCCCCAAUUCCACCUUUGCCUCCAUCAACUUGAAGAGCACUUUGGAGAGGAACAUCAGCAGCUCAAGUGUGUCUCUUUUAUGUAAUAACAGCACUGACGAAAACAGUCUCCCAGCAAAAAGUUCUAGUAGUGUCUUAAAAGAUGUUGUAGCAUAUGUUGAAGUCCGUACAAAUUCAGAUAACAGAAGCCAAGCUAUAGGCAAGGAACUGGAAGCUUUAGGUGCCACAGUUGUCAAGAAGUUCACCAAUGAAGUGACACAUGUUAUCUUCAAGGAUGGCAAGAAAAGUACCAGAGACAGGGCAAAAAAGAAGGGCCUUCAUUUAGUUACAGUCCUGUGGGUGGACAGUUGCAAAAAACAACAGGUGAAGGUCCCUGAAUCUCAGUAUCCUGUGGCAGCAGAAGAUAAAACACCCAUUCUUAUUGGCAGAUAUAGGAAAGCCAAGUCUAUGCAACCUACAGAUUUCGAUGAUGAUGUUGCAAAUAGUGCAGAGAGAGGGGAAAAGAGGAGGAAGAGGAUUGCUUUGGCAAACAAAUGGAAAAAUGCUGGUUUGGCAGACUUCAAUACACCUGGAUCUAAACCGCUUAUUUUGGCUGCAGAAACUCAGCCACAGAGUCCAUGUUUGUCAGAUGACCCCUCCCCUAAUGUUACCAUACCUGACACCCCACCAAGCAUGAGGGCAAGGCAGGAAUCUCUGCAGGAGACCACAGAAAAGAAGCACAGCAGACAGAGCACUGGCUCUAUUGUUGAUGUACCUUCAGAGGAGGACUCACCAGUGUGUAGUGGUGUGAGAACAACACCUCUGCAAAGAAGAUUAUUUGAUAAUAUUCAAAGACAGCAAUCCCCAGAGGCAGCUACCAAUGCUGUCAAGAAUUUGAAUGAUCUUUUCAAGCCAGGAAUAGCAGCUAGGAAGAGAAAGUUGAUGACGUUGAAAGAAUUAUCACCUGCAUCAGUAUUAGUAGCACCCACAAAAGCAUCUGGCCAACUGCCCAGCAUAAUAGGUGGGAAUGAGAGAAAGAAAGGACAAAAGAGAAAAAGUGCAUCGGUGGAAGAAAUUGGUUCAUCUUUGGAAAAUCCCAAAGGUAAAAGACGAAAGGAAGUUAAAGACAGUGAUACCUUACACACAGACACAUCAGAUGAAAGCCCUGUGGAAACUGAAAAUGAACCCAGUGGCAGUGGAAUGCCCAGCAAGAGCAAAGUCACUGUGCUCAGUGAUGUUGCUUGGUGUGAGGCAGAUACAAAGGGGAAAUCUAAGACAGCAAGGCGGAAGUCAUGUGGGAGCAUCCUGAGCAGUUCUGCAACUUCCCAGGUCACAGAAUCUGAGGUAGACAGCAAACAGAAAGCAAAGAGCUCCAGGAGAAAAUCGUGCUUAGACAACAAGGCUGGUUCUGUGGCUUUCCUUGAAGCUGGUCCUCAGUCUGAUUGUGAUGGAAAAACUAAAACUAAGGUUUCUAGGAGAAAAUCUUGCUUGACCACCUUGACUACCACUUCUACAGAACACUGUGACACAGAUACACAAUCUGGAGCCCUUGCCUCAAAACCCAAGACUUCGAGGAGGAAGUCGUGUGGUGGAUCCUUAUCCACUUUGCCUGCUCUUGAGGACCAUGAUACAACAUCUAAUGAAACUAGUCGUUCAAAACCUAAAAAGUCUUCUGUUGGCACUGUGUCUGGGCCAGCAGCUCAUCUGGACUCAAAACAGAAACGAACCCCUGGGAUGUCCUGCAUAGAAGAGUUAUCUGACACUGACAGCAAUGUCCCCAUUAAAAAUGUCUGUGUGGGGAAUAGAGAGGAAAACACAAGUCAUGCCCAACAAGACACUGGAUACAGCACAAAUACAGAUUCAUUGUUAAGAUCAAGUCAAAACAGUAGUAUCUCUUCAGACUCAUUUUCCAAACUUGCUAAAAGCCGUAGAAGCAUUGAUGAAUUUGCUGAACAUGGAAAGCUUUCCCAGUCUUUGAAAAAGGCUGUCAGAUCUGCAAAUGUGAACAGUUCAGAUAGUGAUGAUACAAUUGCAAGUAUCGCAAGUAAGUCCGAGCCUAAGAAAAAGAUUACAAGGAAAAAGAAAGAAUUUUCAAUUAAGAAUCCAUCUCCAGUGCCAAGGAGAUCCAUGGUCACUACAAGUUUACAUAACAGUGAACAAGAGAUUGUACAUGCAGUAGUGAAGAAACUGGGCGGUUUUCAUAUGCUUGAUACUGUUGACGACAGUACCAGUCACAUUGUCUGUGGUGAAAGCCGGCGGACACUGAAUAUUCUACGUGGGAUUGCAAGAGGAUGCUGGGUGCUUUCUCUAGAAUGGGUGCUCAAGUCUCUUGAAGCAGGUCAGUGGUUGGAUGAAGAACCAUUUGAGGCACAUGAUUUCUUUCCAGCAGCACAGUUUAGCAGACUUGAACGAUAUGCAGCGGGACCGUCUUAUCAGCAAGAUAUUUUUUCUGCUGUUGGGGAGAUUUAUGUAUCAGAAAACACUUCUCCAUCUCAGCAGCAUUUGAUUUCAUUAAUUCAGUUGUGUGGUGGAAAGACAACCACAUGUUCUAGAAAAGCAGCAGUGUGUGUAGGACCAGCAAGAAGAACUGAAGCCACUUUGGUGACAGAACAGUGGGUCUUGGAUUCCAUAACUGCACACCUGCUGAUGCCAUUGAGUGAUUAUACUGCUAAGAAACAAAGCAGAUCAACUAGUCCAGCCUUUUAAAUAUCAGCAUUUCAUGAAGCUGAUUUGUUGACUGAUUUCAUGAAGCUGAUUUGGAUACUGAAUACUGCCCAUGCAGUAUAAACUAAGAGCUAGUGAAAUUUUAGACACCACCAAUCUUAUUACCGUACCUUUUCAAAUGAUAUUCAGACUCUUCAAAUGAUUUUCUUAUGCCAGAAUGGAUUGAACAAUAAAACUGUAGAUAAAGAAGAGCACAUAUCCCAUCUAUACCUAUACUAAACAUUUAUCCCACAAACAAAAGGAUAAUGGCACUUUUAUUUUGCUUACACACCCACCUGUAUUUUAAUUGCUUGAAGCGCCAGCCUAAAGGGAUAUGUCCACUACAACUACUCGGCAUCCCCAUUAUGCAACAUACAAGAGCAAAUUAUAUUUUCUCCACACUACUCUUUUAUGUUGCAUACAGUGGACAACUUGUGUUGUAACUAGUACACAUGGAUCUACUAUUUCUUUAAUUAAAUUUAAUGAAUGUGAUAAGCAAUCAAACAUGAAGAAAAUGAAAGAUGGGAUUAGUUUGGACAUGAUUGAGUAAUGUGAACCGUCAGUAUUAUUCUGUUACAGUGGAAGCUUACAUAAAGGGAAGCAAUUAAAUUUUUUUUUAUAUAAAAUGUUUUUAUAUAGUUACAACUUACAAAAAAUUGUUUACUGUCAUUUUUGUUUAAUCAUAAAUGGCAGUGCUUUAAACGUUUAAUUUCUAAGAAAUUAUAAAUCUGUUGCUUUAGAUGAUUUAAUAAUGUAAUCAUAAGAAUUUUUAUAAUAUAUUUUAGUUUUAUGUAUUAAAUUUACUGAACAUUUGUGGCUGUUACGAUAAGUAAUCCAUUGUUAUCAGCAUAAAUUUAAAGUAGUCUCCAAUUAAACAGCUAGAUGUUCCAAAUUGUAUCAAUUUACAGACUAGUUUUUUAUUUAAAAUCCCAAUUUCUU
Lingula anatina is the source of this 3796-nucleotide messenger RNA. Its product is annotated as microcephalin-like. The record is from RefSeq and is a predicted model, not a curated record. NCBI's taxonomy places the organism in Eukaryota, Metazoa, Brachiopoda, Lingulata, Lingulida, Lingulidae. Gene Ontology annotation, biological process: mitotic cell cycle.